AUGGAUGACAAACGCAAGCAUCACAAAAAGAAAAAGGUAGGGAAGAAGGCCAAGAGGAAAAAAAUAAGCAAGGGAGCAAACCGUGGCGCAAAAAAUAGCGAAGCGAAGAAGAAGUACCAUAAGGCCUUCGCCUUCAGUGGAGGUAUCCGAAGUGCUCAUCGAAGAAAGCAGCACCAAUUCGAGUUAGAGGAAAAAAAGCUAAGAGUUCCAAAGCAUUUUAAAGAGUGCUCCAAGAAUACCCCUAUCAUAGUUGCUAUACAAGGUCCCAAAGGAGUGGGUAAAACAACUCUUUUGAAAAGUCUCAUUAAGCACUACGUUGGAGUCUCCAUCAAUGAAGUCAAAGGACCUAUAUCGAUAAUUACCAAAGCAUUAAAGAGGUACACCUUCGUAGAGGUCAACGAUGACAUACUCAACAUGAUUGAUGUUGCAAAGAUUGCCGAUCUAUGUCUGCUCGUCAUCGAUGGGAGCUACGGACUUGAAUUGGAGACACUUGAAUUUGUGAGCAUUUUAAACACUCAUGGAUUACCCAAAGUCAUAGGAGUAGUUACUCACAUGGAUAAAUUUAAGGACAGCAAAAGCAUUCGAAAGAGAAAAAAAAAAUUGAGUAAAAGAUUUACGGAAGAGAUGGUUGAGGGUGCAAAAAUAUUUUUCUUUAGUGGAAUUCAAAAUGGAAAAUACAACAAAACGGAAGUUCGAAAUUUCUGUAAAUUCGUUUCGUCGAUUAAGAGGCCACAGAUCUCGUGGAGGGAGCAACAUGGCUACAUUUUGGGGCUGCGGUUAGAUGUAGAUGAGGCUGCAACGGGGGAGGAAUCCAUCAUGAGAGUGCCCGCAAAAGGAAAGGACCAUCUCCAACUGUGCAAGGAGGCUGCAGCGGAGGAGGACAAGCGAAUUGACUACUUUCUCUCCAAGUGCGAUGAAAAAGUUUGCGUCCACGUGGAAGGGUUCGUUUAUGGAUCCAAAAUUUUCAACAAUCAAGUGAUACAUAUCCCUAACAUCGGGGACGUCCAAAUUAGAGACAUACAAAUCCUACAGGAUCCUUUCCUUACAGAUGAACAGAAGAAGAAUGCAAACGUGUAUGCUCCCAUGGCAGACGUUGGAAAUGUGGCAUUCGAUUUUGAUAAUAUGUAUAUACACAUCCCUAAGAGUAAGGUGAAUUUCACGCCGGGGGAGUCUCUCCUUGGGAACGGCGGUGAAGGGAGUGGCGGUGAAGGGAGCGGCGGAGAAGGGAGUGGCGGAGAAGGGAGUAGCGGAGAAGGGAGCGGCGGAGAAGGGAGUGUUGGAGAAAGCCGCGAAGAGAGCGGCGGUGGGGGGGGUGAUCCCUCUGCCAAGCGAGACGACCAGCGGUACAUGACGGAGGGCAUACGCAUGAUUCGGGCGCUACAGACGUCCAAGUACGCGCUGUGCAGGAAGGCGGGCGCGGACGAAGAGCCGCUACUGUUCGACGGCCAGGAGGAGAACCAGCGGCGGAAGGCCCCCUCCAACGUGUUCGUGAGCGAGCGGCAAAAGAAGAAGAAGCAGGCGGAGAAGUACGUCAAUGAGAAGGCCAAGGAGUACACGGAGCUGGAGCCGAUUUUGUUCGGAAAGAGGGACGCGGAGGACGACUACCACUACGCGGACGGGGUGACCGUUUCGGCCAGCGGGGAGGGGGAGGAGGAUCAGGGAGAUGACCAAGAGGAGGAAGAAGAGGAGGACGAAGAGGAGGACGAAGAGGAGGAAGAAGGAGAUGAAGAAGAGGAUGACGAGGAGGACGAAGAGGACGAAGAGGACGAAGAGCAGGAUGACGAAGGAGAUGACGAAGAGGACGAAGAGGACGAAGAUGCCGAUGCCGAUGGGGAGGACGAAGAGGAGGACCUCGCCCAGAACUCCGCUCACUUGGCCAACUUGGCCAACCGCGGGGAGCACCAUCUGGCGCAGGAGCUGGCCUUCGACAACAAAGCGAGCCUGGACGCGUUCAUUUAUGACGUGCGCUACAUCCACAGGAGGAACAACCACCUGUACUUCAAAGGGGACAUCCUGGUGGUGAUGCGGCGGGAGAAGGAGGUACACGGGGAACAAGACCUCCAUAGCCUCCUGAGCACGGAAACGGUGAGGGAAGAAAAGACACAGCGACUGUACAGCUACAUGCACGGAGAGAACUACUUCCUAGACGAGGUGGACUCCUUCAAGUGUACGAGAGACGAGGUGUUCAUAUUCAACAAUCUGAGCAUCUCCCUGGGAGACGUCGCGGACGAGGCCCUGUCGACGCAGUUCUUCUCGAGGUAUAGGAGCCUCUACGAGGGGUGUUUUGGGCCGACGGACGAAGCGGGGAGCGGCGAAGAGGUGGGCACACUCAGUGAGGGGGGGGGAAACGAGCAGGGGGGUGACUUCUCACCUGGGCAGGGUGACUUCUCUUAUGGGCUGGGUGACAACGCGGAUGAGAGGGACAGCGCGACGGUGGGCGAGGCGGACGGGAAGGCCUCCCUGAAGAAGGCAAAGGCAGAAAGGGAACAACAGAAGGAAAGGUACCAAGAGACGGAAGGCAUCGGGGUGUUAAGCAGCAACACAUACGGAUCCUCAGUCAACAUAGGAGAGUACAUAAAAAUGGUUUUCAAAAUAGAGAGGAAAAAAUUAGCAGUGAUGAAAAAGGGGAUUAUAAUUUGUGGAGGUUUACAGACAUACGAAGAAAAAGAAUCCAUGAUUCACUGCCGAGUAAAGAAGCAUCGGUGGUUCCCAAAGGUGUUAAGAUCAAACGAUCCACUUAUCAUCUCGAUAGGUUGGAGGAGGUACCAGAGUAUCCCCAUUUAUUCAAUCAAUGAGAGAAAUAACGUCAGAAUCAGAUUUUUAAAAUAUACAACAGAACACAUGCAUUGUAACUGUACCUUUUAUGGACCAGUGGCAGGUGCCAACAAUGGAAUUUUAGCUAUCUGUAAUUAUAAAAAGGUACCAUACUACCGCAUCUGCCUAAAUGGAAUCACAUUGGAGACAAACACUAAUGUAAAAAUUAUGAAAAAACUGAAACUUAUUGGAGAACCAUACAAAAUAUUUAAAAAUACAGCAUUUGUAAAAAAUAUGUUCAAUUCAGAUUUGGAGGUGAGUAAAUUUAUUAACUGUCCUGUGGUGACUCCAAGUGGAAUUAAAGGACUCAUAAAAAGUAAGCUAUCUGAUAAUGGGAACUUCAGAUGUACCUUUGCAGAUAAAGUGCGUAUAAGCGAUAUAGUGAUACUAAAACUAUACGUGAAUGUUAAAAUAAAAAAAUUUUUUACUUACGAUGUGGAAAAUAAACUAAGGUCCAUAAAUGAGUUAAGGUAUAUAUACAACUUGUAUGUUAACCACAAAAGCAACUACAGGAGUGUCCCCUUUCGUCAUUUUUAUCAUUCGAAGAUACACAUUAAUCCGAAGUUGAUAAAAGAACUUCCAUACAGAUCGAAGCCAAAAUUAUUUAGCAAAAUGAGCAAUGAGGAAGAGUUAAAGAAACAGAAAGAGAGCAAAGAGGAUCAUAUUAACUUCCGUGCAUUGGAGAACCCCAGGUUAGCUUCUCGAUGGUACCAAAUGCUGCAUACUAUUAAAAAGAACAUCUUGGAGAAGAAAAAGGAGAAGGCAAAGGUUUCCUACCAUAACAAGCUAAAGAAGGCUCUCAUGGUGGAGGAGGCUAAGCAGAGGGUCGUCAAGCAGCGGAAGAAGAUGUCCUACCGCAAGGGGAAGGACAGGGCCGUGGAAAGCUAA
This is a messenger RNA of Plasmodium cynomolgi strain B, 3702 nucleotides long. RefSeq names its product ribosome biogenesis protein BMS1. The record is from RefSeq and is a predicted model, not a curated record. The coding region runs from base 1 to 3702 and encodes 1233 amino acids. Gene Ontology annotation, molecular function: U3 snoRNA binding; GTP binding; GTPase activity. NCBI's taxonomy places the organism in Eukaryota, Apicomplexa, Aconoidasida, Haemosporida, Plasmodiidae. The transcript has 2 exons. Gene Ontology annotation, biological process: ribosome biogenesis; endonucleolytic cleavage of tricistronic rRNA transcript (SSU-rRNA, 5.8S rRNA, LSU-rRNA); maturation of SSU-rRNA from tricistronic rRNA transcript (SSU-rRNA, 5.8S rRNA, LSU-rRNA). Gene Ontology annotation, cellular component: 90S preribosome; nucleus.